UUUAUCUUCUCUCUCUUCGCCUUCCAAUUUACGGUUCAGGGCGGCAAGCAUACCCUUCAAGCUUACCAUGGCCGAUGCCCUUCUCCCUUCCCUCCCGCCCGUUUUAUUCUCUUCCGAGCCCUGGCUUCCUCAACUCAUCCCUCUUCUCCGCUCGUCUAAGCCCCUCCGCCUCUCCUCUUCCCUUUCCUCGUCGUCGAUUUCUCUCAGCAAGAAGCCCCCUUUUCUUCCCCUCGUGACCCGGACCUCACGCUGGGAUUUCCAGAAGGGGCUUGACUUGGGAGUCACACCUGUGCUCGAGGAAUUAGCCGGAGAAGAAGAGGAGCAGACCGAGAAGCCUGGGACAAUCGCCCAGGGUUUGGACGGGUUUGUAGAGAACCCAAAGGAGGAGGAUCCUUACGCUGCUCCACCGGACAAGAUCAAGCUCUACGUCGGAAACCUCCCCUACAAUGUGGACAGCCAGAAGCUCUCCCAGCUCUUCGAGAAUGCUGGCGCCGUUGAGGUCGCCGAGGUAAUUUACAAUCGGUUGACUGGCCAGAGUCGUGGCUUUGGAUUUGUGACCAUGAACACUGCUCAAGAAGCAGAGAAAGCUGUGAAAAUGUUUAAUAACUAUGAAUUUGAUGGCAGGCUUUUGUCUGUAAACAAAGCAGCUCCCAAGGGACCCCAUGGGAAUUCUGAAAGAUCUUUUAGAAUAUUUAUCGGCAGUUUGCCUUCGACAAUGGAUGAUGACCGUUUGGAACUACUAUUUAACGAACAUGGAAAAGUGCUGGAAGCAAAAGUGAUAUACGACAACGAUACUGGACUCUCACGUUGUUAUGGCUUUGUGAAAAUGGCAUCACAGUCUCAAAGGGAUGAUGCGAUUGCUGCUCUUAAUGGGCAGAGUUUGGACGGUCAUACAUUAAAAGUUAAAGUUGCAGAGCCACAAAGAAGAAACUUUGUUCUUUAAUUUUGAAGAGCCAAGAACUGUUUCGUCGGAAAAGAGAAAUCCUGUCGACAAAAUACUUAAUGAGGUUCAAUGUGCCUAUCUAUCAAUUUUGUUAACCCUCCUAUCAAUUAGGGUUAAACUUAAACAUUGGUCUUGUAUCGUUAUUGUUUUAUUUACUACAUGUCAAAGCAUGUUUGCCUUGUCCAUUA
Zingiber officinale is the source of this 1131-nucleotide messenger RNA. RefSeq names its product 28 kDa ribonucleoprotein, chloroplastic-like. The coding region runs from base 68 to 943 and encodes 291 amino acids. Gene Ontology annotation, molecular function: mRNA binding. The record is from RefSeq and is a predicted model, not a curated record. Gene Ontology annotation, cellular component: cytosol; ribonucleoprotein complex. Lineage: Eukaryota; Viridiplantae; Streptophyta; Magnoliopsida; Zingiberales; Zingiberaceae. The transcript has 4 exons.